AUGCUUGUGGAGAAUGCAAAAAUCAGGAUUGAAACUCAUCGGCAAGCAGCCAUUCUCUACUUCGCAGUAUGGUCCGUCUACAGUCUCUACUUCCACCCACUGAGCCGCUGCCCGGGUCCCAAGCUGGCUGCCAUCUCGCCCAUUAUCCACAUUUUGUGGGAUAUCCGUGGCAAGGAGCACUCGGGGCUCUUCGUCAAGGAUCCAGCCCUGUAUUCGCCGACACCCAAUGGAACCAAUGCCAUGAUCACUGCAAAUAACGAGGAGCACACCCGAAUGCGCCGUCUACUCACCCAUGCGUUCUCGAACAAGGCACUCAAGGAACAGGAUCAGAUUCUCCAUGUCUACGCUGAUAUGCUCAUUGACAAACUCGCCGGUAUUGUGCGCGGAAGUCAACACCCAGUCGUUGACAUGACUCGCUGGUAUAAUUUCACCACCUUCAAUCUGAUCGGGGAUCUUCCCUUCGGCGAGCCCUUUGGUUGUCUCUCCGACAACAAGUACCAUUGUCCCAAGACAUCUGCUCAAGAAGCGCAAGGCAAGUUUACCUCAUGCAUUAUCAAGCAUGGUAACGGUGGACGUGGCUUGUCUCUUCCGGAGAUUGAUGUCAAUGCGGGUGUGUUUGUACUUGCUGGGAGUGAGACAACUGCUGCUCUGCUUACGGGUUGUACGUAUUACCUUCUGCGGCACCCGGAGAAGUAUGUUCGGUUGGUUAGUGAGAUUCGCGGCGCUUUUGCGCAGAUAUCUGAGAUUAAGUUGUCUGCUCUUGUUGAGCUUCCUUAUCUGAAUGCUGUUUUGACUAAAAUUUUACGAAUCUAUUCUCCUAUUCCUUUUAUGCUUCCGCGUCUUGUGCCUCAAGGUGGAGCCGUCAUUGACGGUCAAUAUGUUCCUGGUAGAGUUUCUGUUUCAAUCUCGUUGUUCUUGGCUUUUCAUUCGAACACCAACUUCAAUAAUCCGGACUCCUUCAUCCUGAGCGUUGGCUUUCUGGUCCCGAGUCUUCUGAAUUCAUUUCCGAUCAAACGGAUGCACUUCGACCAUUUUCAUAUGGACCACGCAACUGCAUCGGUCAGCACUGAUGCCGAAAUGCGUCUUAUUCUCGCCAAGUUCCUUUGGCACUUUGACCUCGAGCUCCAGGUCGAAUCCCUCUUUUCAAUGGUCUGUCCAAAACUCCUUUUCCCUCUGGAGUCGGCCUGCGUUGUGGGUGAAGCUUCGCCAUCCUAG
Messenger RNA from Penicillium subrubescens, 1215 nucleotides. Its product is annotated as Cytochrome P450. The coding region runs from base 1 to 1215 and encodes 404 amino acids. The record is from RefSeq and is a predicted model, not a curated record. Lineage: Eukaryota; Fungi; Ascomycota; Eurotiomycetes; Eurotiales; Aspergillaceae. Gene Ontology annotation, molecular function: heme binding; oxidoreductase activity, acting on paired donors, with incorporation or reduction of molecular oxygen; monooxygenase activity. The transcript is spliced from 5 exons.